Parathielavia appendiculata is the source of this 1160-nucleotide messenger RNA. RefSeq lists its product as uncharacterized. Lineage: Eukaryota; Fungi; Ascomycota; Sordariomycetes; Sordariales; Chaetomiaceae. The record is from RefSeq and is a predicted model, not a curated record. Bases 306 to 1067 code for a protein of 253 amino acids. The transcript is spliced from 2 exons.
UGCGGGGAAUAAAAGGCCAGAAAUCAUGGAUUCUGUUUCGGCAAGGUUGUGAACAGAAGAAAGCAAACUGCCAACUCAGAGAGCUGAGGGAACAGGGUUGGUAAUCGAAUGUGGAAGGUUAUAACAAUCCCACCUGACGUCAGCCGUCGGAACCCAGUCAAUUAGUGCCUAGGUAAAUCAACCCCGUCUACUGCAGUGAUUCCUUCCCUUGGCCACCUUCGUACUCAAAACACUGGCGACAUUCCCCCUGAAAAGUGGCACUGCACGCCAGCCUUGAUUAUCCAUUCAGACUCAUUGGAGGAAAUAUGGCCACCCUCGCGGAACUACUCAGCACCCUCACAGGGUCCUCAACAGCGCCCCUCGACGCUAUCAACGCAGCCGUGGAGGUGUUCAAUUCCCAAGCCCGAGCAGCAGGACCUGAUGAAAACUCGGUAGGCGACUACGUCUGGGAGGCCAUGAACGCUCUCUUCGCCGCCGCAGGGCGCACCCCGCCUGACAACCAGGGCCCGUUGGUGGAGUUCGUCGUUCGAUUGGAAAGUACAACGGCUACCGACGCAGAGGGGAAGGCAUUGAAUUCCAGUCAAGGCCAGGUGUGGAAAGAUCUGCCGUAUUUUGGCAUCGUCGCCAGGGAGUCCCUAAACUACGAUGUCCACGACCCCAAGGCCACGAAGAGCCAGCGCGCAGAGUGGGAGAACGAGGCGGCGUUUAUGGCGCGGCUCAGCGCGCAGAGCUCGCCCGGAUUGGACUUGUCACUCUACGGCCUCUGGAUGCUGCGCGCCGCCUUUGAGGAGGAGGACGGCGCGCCGACCGAGCUGUCCAGGACGGCUGUCAGGAUUGCUGCGAUGUGGAUUUGUUUUGCCGGCGAACAGCUGCGGAAAAAGAGUGCUCAUGGAGAGACGCUUGCCCACAAUCUCGGUGUGUCCCGGGGGAAGUAUCGGGAGCGUGAGUGGAGGGGCUUCAAUGAGGACCGGUGGCAGGUGUGGAAGGAUGGGCUCAAGGCUGUGCAGGAGAAUUUCGGAUCUGACGAGGUGAUUAAGGCGGCGGUGGAGGUGAUGGAGAGGCUAUAGAAGCAGGAGGGCGGUUGAGGUAGGGUUCAAGUUGGUCAAGUCUGAUAGCCCGGUAACCGACCACUUCGUGAAAAUCAAGAGCAAGAGUCCCAA